Centruroides sculpturatus (bark scorpion) is the source of this 876-nucleotide messenger RNA. RefSeq names its product growth arrest-specific protein 1-like. Lineage: Eukaryota; Metazoa; Arthropoda; Arachnida; Scorpiones; Buthidae. Gene Ontology annotation, biological process: regulation of cell cycle. The transcript has a single exon. The coding region runs from base 1 to 714 and encodes 237 amino acids. The record is from RefSeq and is a predicted model, not a curated record.
AUGUUGAUGGCAUUAUGGGUAGAUCUCGUGUCAAACGCAUUUAAUAAAGGUACUGCUGAUAUGUUAUAUCCGACAUUGCUGCUGGGUCUGUACUCCGUUUCUAUAGAAACGUCCAACACUUGCGACGAAGUGGUCGAUAGGUGCACAGAGGAGAUACCGUGUGGAAUGACACUUCACAACUACCGCAUCAGUUGUCAACGAGAGAGAUACGGCUUAAUCCGGGAAUGUUCGGAGUUCUGUCUCAAGUCGGUCAUCGCGCUGGCUACCACCCCACAGGGGUACGAUUUGUGGGAUUGCGAGUGUGGGAGAGACGUCUACUGUCACACCGUACGUAACAGAACUGGGUGGUGUUGGAAUCCCGCCGGAAGGACACGAAUGGAAAGUAUCCCCGUGGAUUGUAAAUCGGCCCUGUCGAUUUGUCGCGCGGAUUCGGUGUGUCUAGAAGCUUAUUAUUACUACAAGAGACUGUGCAGAAGUAUGUUGGAAGGUGAGAAGUGCACGAGACGUUGCGAAUACAGCAUUUCCGUUCUAAACAGGCAAACGUCAGGGUGGAGAUUGAAGGAUUGUAUCUGUUCGGACGACAAUUGCAGAGAAGAAAGAUCCAAACAGACCCGUCUAUGUGUUAAUACACAUAAUACGGGUGUUUCUUCUCGUUAUUGCGUUAGAAUUAUUUUAUUAAUGUUCGAAUUAAUCGUUUUAUCCGUGUUUUAUUGAUUACGUUAAUGUCAUAUUUUUUUUCUCUUUAAAAUUUUAAAUAUACGUCUAAAUAAGUUUAUAACAUAAAUAGUUUCUUUAUAAAACUAACGAAAUUAGUAAACUGUAAAGAGAAAAUAUCAGAUAGACGUGUUAAGUGCAUUUCUUAUUCUUAUUACCGUU